Messenger RNA from Hypoxylon fragiforme, 2986 nucleotides. RefSeq lists its product as uncharacterized. The record is from RefSeq and is a predicted model, not a curated record. Gene Ontology annotation, molecular function: protein binding. Bases 309 to 2834 code for a protein of 841 amino acids. The transcript has 4 exons. NCBI's taxonomy places the organism in Eukaryota, Fungi, Ascomycota, Sordariomycetes, Xylariales, Hypoxylaceae.
AGGGCUACGUUAUUGUCAUUACAAUAUCCCGACCCCGGACGUUUGAAUCCACAGUAAAGGCGUUACGCCCGUGAUCUAGCCUAAUAAAGGUUGUCAUGCAAGGCGGGGUGGAUUGUUCGUCUCAUCAGGUCAUGUGACGUGACAUUAGAUCGUGGCCUAGAGGCUUUUGAUGCUAGCUAGCUGUUGGCUAGCUAAAGGAUCGGGGUGCAGUAGGGCAGCUAUGCAGGUGAUUUCAUCUUUACCUAUGUUCCAACCUCGGAAGUCCCGUCCUCACUUCUCAGGCACGAGGUGCUUGCUCUCUUUUUAAGAUGGCCGAUCCGGUUUCCGCAGUUGGUCUCGUCGCAGCUGCUGUCCAGCUUACCGAGCUCGCUGUUAAGGUCGUGAAGCGCAUAUCAGAUUUCAACUCAACCAUUAAGCAGACACCUAAAGCCUUCCAAGAGGUCCAAAUUCAACUUCCCCUCAUCAUUGAGUCUGUAGGGCGUAUCAAGGAACAGACAGACCAAGGACUGCUAAGCGAUUCCUCCAGAAACGCGGUUUAUGCUGUUAUUGAAGCAUGCCAACAUGACACUCGUCUUUUGGACAAGCUCAUCACUGAAUUACUUCCGAACUCGACCGACUCGAUUAGGAAGAAGACUUUAAAGGCCUUGACUAGUUUGACACAUGACAAGGAAAUUAAUAAAAUUACGGAAGCACUUCGCAACCGCACCUAUCUACUGGCUCUUCAUAAAGUCGCCAAAGACGGUAUUGAGCCAUUGCAAUCUCCGGAACCUUGUGAGCCAUUUUGGCUAGUGCCGUUUGACCGCAACGUAUCGUUUGUUGGUCGACACGAAAUAUUCGAAAAGAUCAAUGAAGCUUUCAUAGUUCCCACAGGGAGUCAAUCAAAGGCUGCGUUAACUGGAUUGGGUGGCAUUGGGAAAUCUCAGAUUGCACUCGAAUACUGUCAUAGACGACGUGAGCAGAAUUGUGAAUGCUCCAUCUUCUGGGUAAAUGCAGCUACUGUUGCCCAGUUCGAGGAGUCCCUCAAUAAUAUCGCAGUAAUGUGCGGUCUUGUCGCCCGCAAUAGCGGCCAAGCUGAGGGCGCAUCGUUGGUACAGCCCUGGCUAGAGUUCCGACAUCAAGGGCCUUGGAUGAUGGUAGUAGACAAUGCUAAUGAGAGAGACAUAGUCUUCAACCAGAAAAUGCGCAAUGGAAAGACACCAUGGCAAUGCAUACCCCGUCGUAAUGGUACUCUCAUUUUUACAACAAGAAGCUACGAACUAGCCUAUGAUUUAGCUCGCCCUUCGCGCCCUAUUUAUAUACCACUGAUAGGCGAGGCUGAAGGGGUUGAGCUAAUCCAGAAGCGACUCGGGCUUGGCUUUCCGAAAAAUCUCAUGAUUGAGCUUCUGGAGGAACUAGAUCAUAUCCCACUCGCUAUCACACAAGCGGUUUCGUUCAUGAUAAAAAGAAGGAUAGACAUACCACAGUACUUAGAACGAUUCCGAAAGAGUGACGACACAAAAAUGCGAAUGCUUGACUACGAAUUCAUAGACCAUGGAAGAACUGCCGAAUCCCCUGAAUCAGUGGCCAAGACUUGGGAACUAUCUUUCAAUAGCAUCAGAGAAGAUAAUCAAAAGGCGGCAGAUAUGCUGUAUCUCAUCAGCUUCUUUCAAAAUCACGGUAUCCCAGAACGAAUCCUACGCAGCGAGGAUGAUGACGAGUUCGACUUCGAAGAUGCAAUGACCAUCCUGAGCGACUACUCUUUUGUCAACGCCGAUAAUACUAGAGUACGAUUUCAUACACACUCUCUUGUGCAACAUGCUACUCGGCAUUGGCUCCGAAGUCAAGGUCCUACUGAAGUUACGGCGUGGAGAUUGACCGCGUUGAAGUCCCUUGCCCGUGAAUUCCCCGAAGCAACUUCACAUCCCAAGCAGGAUUACUGGGAAACUUGUGAAAUACUCCUUCCACAUGCCGAGUCACUACUCGCGUACGAUUUUAAGAAGUCCGAACAAGAUAUUCAGCUUGAGAGGGCACGGUUGUUGAAUAGCACAGGUAGGUAUAUUCAUUGGAUUGGAAGAUACAGUGACGGUCGUAAGAGGUUCCGGACUUCUUGGGAUAUUAGGAAGCAAUACCUAGGCGAGGCUCAUGUUGAUACCUUGAAAAGCAUGGGUUUAUAUGUCUGGGCAUUGAGCUUCCAGGGCGAGCCGGAAGCUGUUGAGCCUGGUUAUCGUUUGCUCGAACUCCGCCAGGAAAUCCUUGGCCCCAACCAUGCCGAUACUAUUGACUGUCUUAGUGAUCUCGCAACAGCUCUAGCCAAGACCAACCAAUAUGCGGAGUCUAUUAAAUUUCACCGGGAUGCUGUGAGCCGUGGCAUAGCGCACCUGGGGAUUAACGACCUGGACACCCUAAAUUGCCAGAAUGCAUUAGCCUCGACUUUAAUGGAUGUGGACGAAUAUCAAGAAGCUUCGGAGAUAUACAAAGAAGUCUACGAGAUAAAGAAAAGCAUACAAGGACCAGAUCACCCCGAUUUUCUAGUCAUAGAGUCAAACUUUGCAUUGUGCCUUGUCGGACUCGGCGAAAUACCCAGAGCAAUAGAACUAAAUCAGCAUUGUCUUGCGUCCAAGGAAAAAGUCCUGGGAAUCGACCACCCAGAAACGAUCAUCUCAGCAUAUAACUUAGGUGAUUUGUAUUUCAGGGAGGGUCACAGGGAGGAAGCGAUAAAACUCUAUGAUCGGAUUAUAGAUGGUUGCGAAGCUGGUCUUCGAAGAGAGACUGUCGAUGGCAAGGAAUACCUUGAUCUUAUUCGGAGGCGAAGAAGACCGAUUUCAUACGGACGACUCCCACCGCUUCCCGAGUAAAGGGCAUCAUUGCCUUAGGGAAUCAACUACAUACAGUGUCCUUCUUCUUGAGCUAUCUCAACCUUGAAAUGCUGUACCCAGCUGGCACUUUCUUUUGGUGGAUCUAUGCCAUCAAUGACCCAGCGAGGACCAUCGAGUGUCUAAACGAUAAU